Molecule: messenger RNA, 324 nt
Organism: Harpegnathos saltator (Jerdon's jumping ant)
Lineage: Eukaryota; Metazoa; Arthropoda; Insecta; Hymenoptera; Formicidae
Exons: 3
Coding region: 1-324 (107 amino acids)
Source: RefSeq, a predicted model, not a curated record
AUGGCUGAUUUCCGUCAAACCAUGCUAUAUCAGAGGUCGACAAGAUUUAACAACGAACAAGAUUCGCCACCCAAGUACACUGAGAGCUCUCCUCCGACAGCACCUGUAUUCAACACGCGCGGAAGGAACAGACAACGGAUUGGUACGCAAUUGCAAGAAGCACGCGAUAAAUUUGCAGAGAUCGCAGAAAAUCAUACAACUACUUUACGGUUACAUGCAGAGGCCUCGAUGAAACUGGCUGAUUCUGCACUGUUAGCAGCUCAGAACGACUUACAAUUGAAGAAAGAAGAAUUGCAAUCGAUGAACAGUAAAUUAAAGUUUUAG